UCUCAACUCUUCGCAUACAACAUGGCUACAGAACAAGAGAUCUGUGAUCAAAUUACGCAGCAGCUCUCGCAAACUCCCUUUGCAUGCACUUCGCUCACGCGCUUAUCUGGCGGAACGGCCAAUUUCGUGUACCGAGGCACUGUCUCGCCUACCGAGUCCAUCAUUAUUAAGCACACCAGAGAUCAUUUGGCUUCGAAUCCAGAUUUCAAGAUUGUUGUUGACCGAUGCUACUUUGAAGAAGCCAUCCUGCAGGCCCUUCAUGACCUGCCACCCUACUCCAAAGUUAACGUCACUGUCAAAACGCCCCGGCUGUUCAGCUUUGAUAAAGAGACCAAUACGCAGAUUCUCGAGGAUCUUCCCAACUCGGUCGAUCUGAAGAACUUCCUCAAUUCUGGCAUUUCUGAUAACACCACAGAUUCCACGGCACGAACACUAGGUUGUGCGAUAGGAUCAUGGCUUCAAUCAUUUCACUCUUGGGGAAAUGAGAGUGCCCAGCUGGAGACCAAGUCAACAGUCGCUGGAAAUACAGCCAUGAGAGACUUGAAGUUCUACAUCAACUACACUAUGCUCAUUGACACUAUUCCCAAUUUCCCAGAGAUCUUGGAACAGAGUCGUGAGAUCUUUGGGAAAGUUCAUGAUAUGGCGGCUGAUGAGUUGAAAAAGGUGGAUGACAGUGAUGACUAUGGCAUCAUUCAUGGCGAUUUCUGGACUGGAAAUAUCCUCCUGCCCAAAAUCCCUCUCACUGAACAAAUCAACACGAAAGUCUUCGUCGUUGAUUGGGAGUCAGUGCACGUCGGAAGACGAGCCUUGGAUCUGGCACAGAUGAUUGCCGAGCUCUAUGAAACUAAGCUCUUCAAGAAUGUCGAUGCAGGUGUGUGGGUUAUCGAAGGGUUCCUGGAUGGAUAUGGCUCUCUCAGUGAUGAUACGGCAUUCCGGACUGCCAUCCACGUCGGUGUGCAUCUUGUCUGUUGGGGCAGCAGGGUUCCAGGAUGGGGUACUCCGGAGCAGGUUGAAGAGGUGGUCAAGGUUGGAAGGAACUUGAUUGUUCAUGGAUGGAAGAAAGACCGGGCUUGGUUCGAGGGCGGGAGCUUGGGCUGUUUGUUCAAAUGA
Penicillium antarcticum is the source of this 1110-nucleotide messenger RNA. RefSeq lists its product as uncharacterized. The record is from RefSeq and is a predicted model, not a curated record. The transcript is spliced from 3 exons. NCBI's taxonomy places the organism in Eukaryota, Fungi, Ascomycota, Eurotiomycetes, Eurotiales, Aspergillaceae. The annotation marks the transcript as partial.